Molecule: messenger RNA, 7755 nt
Organism: Oncorhynchus keta (chum salmon)
Lineage: Eukaryota; Metazoa; Chordata; Actinopteri; Salmoniformes; Salmonidae
Product: myelin protein zero-like protein 2
Exons: 2
Coding region: 3100-4191 (363 amino acids)
Biological process (GO): cell-cell adhesion
Cellular component (GO): membrane
Molecular function (GO): catalytic activity
Source: RefSeq, a predicted model, not a curated record
CUACAGCCCGAGUGCACGCACACAGCCUUUGAGUUUCAAACUUCCGAGUCCAAGAGCUAGGAUUCUUUAUCAAAAACCUGUCGAUGUAUUCGCCUGAAUUAUCCUUAAAACGUUCACUUUUGGAGGUUUCUAGUAACUCUUUGAACGUUUUUCGGUGUAUUUGAGGCCUGGACAAACUGACAAUCCAAUGUAUCGGACAUGGCAACAGUUCCUCGCGCUUAUGGGUUUAUUCGUAGUGCCAGGUGGCGAAUCGCAUCUCUGCAUGUCUGGCAGACAUAUCAGUGUGGAUGACGGAUCACCACCUCAAGCUGAACCUCGGCAAGAUGGAGCUGCUCUUCCUCCCGGGGAAGGACUGCCCGUUCCAUGAUCUCGCCAUCACGGUUGACAACUCCACUGUGUCCUCCUCCCAGAGCGCUAAGAACCUUGGCGUGAUCCUGGACAACACCCUGUCGUUCUCAACUAACAUCAAGGCGGUGGCCCGUUCCUGUAAGUUCAUGCUCUACAACAUCCGCAGAGUACGACCCUGCCUCACACAGGAAGCGGCGCAGGUCCUAAUCCAGGCACUUGUCAUCUCCCGUCUGGAUUACUGCAACUCGCUGUUGGCUGGGCUCCCUGCCUGUGCCAUUAAACCCCUACAACUCAUCCAGAACGCCGCAGCCCGUCUGGUGUUCAACCUUCCCAAGUUCUCUCUCACGUCACCCCGCUCCUCCGCUCUCUCCACUGGCUUCCAGUUGAAGCUCGCAUCCGCUACAAGACCAUGGUGCUUGCCUACGGAGCUGUGAGGGGAACGGCACCUCAGUACCUCCAGGCUCUGAUCAGGCCCUACACCCAAACAAGGGCACUGCGUUCAUCCACCUCUGACCUGCUCGCCUCCCUACCACUGAGGAAGUACAGUUCCCGCUCAGCCCAGUCAAAACUGUUUGCUGCUCUGGCCCCCCAAUGGUGGAACAAACUCCCUCACGACGCCAGGACAGCGGAGUCAAUCACCACCUUCCGGAGACACCUGAAACCCCACCUCUUUAAGGAAUACCUAGGAUAGGAUAAGUAAUCCUUCUCACCCCCCUUAAAAGAUUUAGAUGCACUAUUGUAAAGUGGCCUAAAGAGGACUAUCUCUCCUCCCUGUACUCAAAGUACUAACGUGUUGCUGCUCUAGUUUGAAUAAUACAACACAUCUGUCAUCACAUGAAUUCCAUCCAAUCAGGGAGCGCAGAGAGGGGCCUUUCUGAAGUCUGUCUGGGAAGUGAAGCUCAGCCAUCGGGUUGAUUGAUUUUAGUGCUGUCAUGUCUACUCUAGGGUAGUGAAUGUAGUUUAUUACCAUACAGCGAUUUGCCAGGAUGGUUUCCUCAGCUCAGAUACUUUCUACAGUGUUUUUUACUGAUCUUUUGCUUGUCUGCCCAUGGACAUGACAGGGUGGAUAGGAUUUAGAGUGACUGACUGUUUUAAUCCAUAACACAGGGCUACCAGGGCAAUGAGGCAGAGCAUGAAGGAAAAAGGAAUGCACAUGGCUGGUAUUAAUCCCUGUUUGUCUCGAGCCCCUACCCUGCCGAACUCCUGAAGGAGAUAAAUCUAAUCGACACUUCAGAGUGGUGCCAAUGGGUACAGAUGGAAGAUUUCAUGUUUGCCAGAACACUUGAUGUUUUUUAAAGUUUUUUUUUAACCUUUAUCAGAAUCCUUUUAUACUUCCUGGCUGGUUCAGGCUCUCAUACGUGGACCUCUGGACUGAAGACCUACAAUAAUUAACCAGCCACCUGCCGGUAUCAUUAACCAGACAGUGACACACACACACACAGACUGCCAAAUAUAAACACAAUGGAAUGCUGAGUAGAGGUCUUCAAAAGUUGGACCUGUCCGUGGGUUUUCCACCUGACCCUAUUUCUAUAAAAAAGAAAUUAGACGGAGGUCUGUUGCGAGUGGACCCGAGGAUAGUCAGACCCGUUCCGAAAAGGCACGUGGGGAAAAAAAGACCCAAACAGACCAGUGCUGGUUUGGGACUGAGUGAGUAGAGAGAGAGAAAGACACCUCUGACUGGGCGCUGUCAGUGCCAUAAAUAAACAAGCGAUAGGCCUAUUGGCCAAAUGAUCCACAGUUACGUGCCCUUAAAAUCUGCCUGAAACCAAUUACAAAAAUAGUAUUGGUUGUGUUUUGAUGUGUAGCAUAUUAAAAUCAUCACCGUUCAGCUGUCGGCGAUCAGGCCUUUAUGGUAGAGUGGCCAGAUGGAAUCCACUCCUCAGUAAAAGCCACAUGACAGUCCGUUUUGGAGUUUUCAAAAAGGCACCUUAAGACUCUCGGCCCAUGAGAAACAAGAUUCUCUGGUCUGAUGAAACCAAGAUUGAACUCUUUGACCUGAAUGCCAAGCGUCACAUCUGGAGGAAACCUGGCACCAUCCCUACGGUGAAGCAUGGGGUGGCAGCAUCGUGCUGUAGGGAUGUUUUUAAGUGGCAGGGACUGGGAGAAUCUAGCAAAGUACAGUGAGAUCCUUGAUGAAAACCUGCUCCAGAGUGCUUAGGACCUUAGACUGGGGUGAAGGUUCACCUUUCAAUAGGACAAUGACCCAAAGCACACAGCCAAGACAACACAGGAGUGGCUUCGGGACAAGUCUCUGAAUGUCCUUGAGAGACCUGAGAAUAGCUGUGCAUCGACGCUCUCCAUCCAACCUGACAGAGCUUGAGAGGAUCUUCAGAGAAGAAUGGGAGAAACACCCCAAAUACAGGUGUGCCAAGCUUGUAGUGUCAUACCCAAGAAGACUGUUUUAAUUAGUUCUCCGCAUCCAGUGCAGGCGGGAGGGAUUGUUAAUUGCGCUACCGAACUGCCCCUAAUCAAAACGGUCUAAACCCAGCCGUCAGAAAACAAUGUGUCAAUCACUCUCAAGUCAUCUAGGACCCACGAGCUAAGCCCAAGGGACUACUAGGGGGGCACUUGAACAUUCGUAGUGUCAUUCCAAAAAGUGAUCAAAUUCAACAUCUACUCACAGACUCCAACCUUGACUUCCUCUGCCUCUCAGAGACAUGGCUCCAUAAAAACUCUCCAUAUGCUGCUUUGAUUGUGAUUGGCUACAAUGUUUCCAGGAGAGACAGGAUUGAAGGAAGAGGAGGGGGUGUGAUGAUUUACAUUAAAGAACAUAUCCGAUGUAAACAAAUUGAGUGGUCAUGUGAUAAUGAACUAGAAUGUAUUGGCCUGAAUGUUACACUGUCUCCCCAAAUGUCUUUUACUCUUAUUGGAAUGUACAGGCCUUCCACCAAAAGUGUGUUAUUUGAUCAGUUUAAUAACAUGCUUAGGGAAUGUGACUUUGUGAAAGAGGUCAUCUUAAUGGGAGAUUUUAAUAUGAAUUAUGAAGACAAGUUUUGUAGGAAAACCCUCAAACGGGUCACUAAUACCUUUGACCUUACACAGCUAGUUAAAGGACCAACCAGGGUGACUUGUUGCUCUAAAACACAGAUUGAUUUGGUGUUCAAUAAUAAACCAGAGAGGGUGACUAAAUCAUUCAAUAUGGUUACUGGGCUAUCUGAUCAUAAUCUGACACUUAUAGCCAGAAAGCUGUCUAAGAGCAGGUUUAACCUCUCUACUGUUAGAAAGCCGGAUCAACUAAGAAUACCUAAGAGUGAAUUAAACUAUUUUGAAAACGCAAUUAAGGGAAUUAACUGGAAUGAUCUCUUGUCCUAUACAGAUGUGGAAGCUGAUAAUCAGGUUUUUCUAUCCACAAUCCAGACUACAAUAAAUGGUUUCCUAAAGAAAAUCAAAUCCAAACCUGGCCAAAAGAGCACUCUUCCUUGGCUAAAUGGAGAAAUCUGGAAAUUGUUGAAAGAACGAGAUUAUGCUCUAAAAAUAGCCCUAAAAUCCAAAUUAGAGCAUGACAGACGUAGGUUUCCCAUGUUUAGAAAUAAGGUGAUGAAAGAAAUCAGACAGGCCAAGGCAAACUUUUUUAUUAACAUAAUUGGUGAAGCAAAGGGAAAUUCUAAAUUGAUCUGGGAGAAUCUAAAAAUGUUAACAGGGAAAGACAAUCAUGCAGCAAUCAUGGUGAAUAACAAUCUAACACAGGAUGCAGUCGAAAUAGCAAUAGCCUUCAAUUCCUACUUAAUUGACUCUGUCAGGGUACUGACACAGAACCCCUCCACUGGUUUCUUGGGCUCAGUGCUAGUAAAUGAUGCUCAACCUGCUCAACCUGUCUUCAUCAAAGGUGAACAAGGUGAUUAGCUCACUAAAGAACUCUAAAGCCAAAGAUGUGUUUGGGCUGGACUCUACCUUUUCUUAAAAACUACAAAGAGUCACUCAUUGGCCCCAUUACUAAGGUCACCAACAUGUCUAUUGGUCUCUGGGUUUUUCCAAGGGUAUGGAAGUCGGCCAUAAUAACGGCCGUCUUUAAAUCAGGCGACCCUGCUAACGUGAGUAACUACAGGCCCAUUAGUAUACUACCUGCGGUGUCAAAGGUUGUUGAAAAGUGUGUAGCACGACAACUGAUUGCCCACCUCAACAACAGCCCUUUCACAUUACACUCCAUGCAGUUUGGCUUCAGAGUGAAACACUCCACAGAAACGGCCAACUGCUUUCUUCUGGAAAAUGUGACGUCCAAGAUGGACAAAGGGGGCAUUGUUGGGGCUGUGUUUCUGGACCUAAGGAAGGCUUUUGAUACUGUUAACCAUGAGAUUCUCAUCACAAAAUUGUCAAAGUUCAACUUUUCCCCUGAUGCCUUGAGAUGGAUGAAAUCAUACCUUGAAGGCAGAACUCAGUGUGUCAGAGUGAGCAAUGAGCUGUCGCCCACUCUUAGCUAUGAUGUGGGCGUGUAAGUUUUUUGCAUCUCACUCCCUCUUUGGUUUUACAUUUUUAUGGUUUGAGUGCUUGUUGCCCUAUAUUGCGCCAAACACAACAUUACAGUUGGAACCUAAUUUUGCCAAAGAAAAUGGCUCAAAACAAAGUAAAAGUGCAAUAUGUGCCAUGUAAAAAAAGCUAACCUUUAAGUUCCUUGCUCAGAACAUGAGAACAUAUGAAAGCUGGUGAUUCCUUUUAACACGAGUCUUCAAUAUUCCCAGUUUAGAAGUUUUAGGUUGUAGUUAUUAUAGAAAUUUAAAGGACUAUUUCUCUCUAUACCAUUUGUAUUUCAUAUACCUUUGACUAUUGGAUGUUCUUAUAGGCACUAUAGUAUUGCCAGCCUAAUCUCGGGAGUUGAUAGGCUUGAAGUCAUAAAUAGCGCUGUGCUUCAAGCAUUGCGAAGAGCUGCUGGCAAAUGCAAGAAAGUGCUGUUUGAAUGAAUGAUUACGAGCCUACUGCUGCCUACCACCUCUCAGUCAGACUGCUCUAUCAAAUAUCAAAUCAAAGACUUAAUUAUAAUCUAAUAAACACACAGAAAUACUAGCCUUGACAUUAAUAUGGUCAAAUCCAGAAACUAUCAUCUCGAAAACAAAACGUUUAUUCUUUCAGUGAAAUACGGAACCGUUCCAUAUUUUAUCUAACUGGUGGCAUCCAUCAGUCUAAAUAUUCCUGUUACAUUGCACAACCUUCAAUGUUAUGUCAUAAUUCUGUAAAAUUCUGGCAAAUGAAUUACGGUUUUGGAAGAAAUGGUCUUCACACAGUUCGCGACGAGCCAGGCGGCCCAAACUGCUGCAUAUACCCUGACUCUGCUUCACAGAACGCAAGAAAAGUGACACAAUUUCUCUAGUUAAUAUUGCCUGCCAACAUUAAUUUCUUUGAACUAAAUAUGCAGGUUUAAAAAUAUAUAAUUGUGUAUUGAUUUUAAGAAAGGCAUUGAUGUUCAUGGUUAGGUACACCAUCACCCGUUUGGCGAAGUAGACUGUGAUUCAAUGAUAAGUUAACAGGCACCACAUUGAUUAUUUGCAACGCAGGACAAGCUAGUUAAACUAGUAAUAUCAUCAACCAUGUGUAGUUCACUAGUGAUUGUUAAGAUUGUUUUUUUUAUAAGACAAGUUUAAUGCUAGCUAGUAACUUACCUUGUCUACUUGCUGCACUCACAUAACAGGUGGUCAGCCUGCCAUGCAGUCUCCUCGUAGAGUGCAAUGUAAUCGGCCAUAAUCAGCGUCUAAAAAUGCAGAUUACCGAUUUGUUAUGAAAACUUGAAAUGGGCCUAAUUAAUCGGCCAUGCCGACCUCUAAUAAUAAUCAUUAUAAUGAAUACGAAAGUAAGUGAAACUGCUUCAACCUUAAUAGUGCUCGCAGUCCAUUUGGCCAUGCCAACGGUCUUCUCAUCUUAAUCCACUACAAUAUCAAAACUGUAAAACUAAUAAGGACUCAAUAAUCCAUGACUUCAGGGAGUAUUAUAACGUCCAAAAGUUAUGAGUGGAGUUAUAAAGUUGGCUGUCAGAAGGAAAUGUUUUUAUUAAAUUUUUACAAUGUCAAUUGCCUUUUAAUCUGCCUGUAUGCAUUUCAAGACCUGGCAUAUGAGGGUGAAGUGAGAUACCCGAUGGGUUGGACAAUACUUAUCUUGUCAAUCAUCUUAAAAACAACAUAUAUACUUAACUGGAAAUCAACCAAUCCUCCAUCAUUCACACAAUGGAAAAGUCAAAUGCUUUAUCUAAAAAUUGAAAGUGUGUGGGCUACGGAGAGAAAUAACAAAAUGGUACAGUUUGAGGCCAUGUGGCGUACAGCGAUGCGGAAGCUGGAGAUGUGGGGUGCUAGUGGGUCUGGGCAAGUGUGAUGUAGUUGAUAUUUGUAUGAUGUCAUGUGUACAGUCGUGGCCAAAAGUUUUGAGAAUGACACAAAUAUGAAUUUUCACAAAGUCUGCUGCCUCCGUAUGUAUGAUGGCAAUUUGCAUAUACUCCAGAAUGUUAUGAAGAGUGAUCAGAUGAAUUGCAAAGUCCCUCUUUGCCAUGCAAAUGAACUGAAUCCCCCAAAAACAUUUCCACUGCAUUUCAGCCCUGCCGCAAAAGGACCAGUGAUUCCAUCAUGUCAGUGAUUCUCUCGUUAACACAGGCGUGAGUGUUGACGAGGACAAGGCUGGAGAUCACUCUGUCAUGGUGAUUGAGUUUGAAUAACAGACUGGAAGCUUCAAAAGGAGGGUGGUGCUUGGAAUAAUUGUUCUUCCUCUGUCAACCAUGGUUACCUGCAAGGAAACACGUGCCAUCAUCAUUGCUUUGCACAAAAAGGGCUUCACAGGCAAGGAUAUUGCUGCCAGUAAGAUUGCACCUAAAUCAACCAUUUAUCGGAUCAUUAACCUCUAGCGUCGAGCAAUCCCGUAUCCGGGAGCGUAAUCAUAGCCUCAAGCUCAUUACCAUAACGCAACGUUUCCUAUUCAUGAAAAUCGCAAAUUAAAUGAAAUAAAUAUAUUCAAACACAAGCUUAGCCUUUUGUUAACAACACUGUCAUCUCAGAUUUUCAAAAUAUGCGUUACAGCCAACGCUAGACAAGCAUUUGUGUAAGUUUAGCAUGGCAUAAUGCUAUGCUAGGCUGUGCUGGCAGCAGGCAACAUUUUCACAAAAAUAAGAAAAGCAACCAAAUUAAAUAAUUUACCUUUGAAGAACUUUGGAUGUUUUCAAUGAGGAGACUCUCAGUUAGAUGAUGGGAAAUGAUAUAAAAUAUAUCACUAGCCACUUUAAACAAUGCUACCUAAUAUAAUGUUUACAUACCCUACAUUAUUAAUCUCAUAUGUAUACGUAUAUACUGUACUCUAUAUCAUCUACUGCAUCCUUAUGUAAUACAUGUAUCACUAGCCACUUUAACUAUGCCACUUUGUUUACCUACUCAUCUCAUAUGUAUAUACUGCCCUCAAUACCAUCUACUGUAUCUUGCCUAUGCCGCUCUGUACCAUCAC